Gallus gallus (chicken) is the source of this 5519-nucleotide messenger RNA. RefSeq names its product lamin A/C like (gene LMNAL). The record is from RefSeq and is a predicted model, not a curated record. NCBI's taxonomy places the organism in Eukaryota, Metazoa, Chordata, Aves, Galliformes, Phasianidae. The coding region runs from base 9 to 1844 and encodes 611 amino acids. The transcript has 11 exons.
GAGCUGCCAUGGCCACGCCGCUAUCGUCCACGCCGGCGAGCGGGAGCCGCAGCCGCGGCGCCGCCGCUUCUCCGCUCAGCCCGACGCGGCUCAGCCGGCUGCAAGAGAAGGAGGAGUUGCGGCAGCUCAAUGACCGCCUGGCCGCCUACAUCGAGCGGGUGCGGGCGCUGGAGGCCGACAAGUCGGUGCUGCAGCAGCGGCUGGUCGACCUGGAGGCGGGUAGCGGCCGGGAGCUGGGCUGCCUGCGGCUCCGCUACGAGGCGGAGCUGGCCGACGCCCGCCGUGCGCUGGACGACAUCGCUAUCGAGAGGGCCACGCUGCAGGUGGAGCUGGGCAAGAUCGGCGAGGAGCACCGGCAGCUGCACAGCAGGUCGGUGUCCGGCCCUUCUGCCUGGCCCUGCCUGGUGCGGGGCUCCCUAGGAGGCACCAACCGCUCUGGGGCGAGGAGAAGCAGGAAUUCAAAAAAAGAAGCUGACUUGAACUUGGCACAGGCUCGUAUGAGAGACCUUGAUGCUCAGCUGAAUGCAAAGGAAGCUGACCUGGCAACAGCUUUGAGCGAGAACCGGACUUUGGAGAAUGGCCUCCGUGAGUUAAAGGAUCAAGUAGUCACUCUGGAGCUGUCACUGGAAGAUGCCAAAAAGCAUCUCCACAGUGAAAUGUUGAGAAGGGUGGACCUGGAAAAUAAUUUGAAAACUUUGCAGGAAAAAAUGACAUUCCAGAAGUGUCUUCAUGAAGAUGAGCUCAAGGAGAUAAAAAGAGUCCAUGAGAGCAGAAUAGCAGAAAUGGAGUCUGGUCGUCGGAGAGAAUUUGAGACUAAGCUCUCAGAUGCUCUGCAGGGGCUCAGAAAACAGCAUGAAGAACAAAUUCAAGGAUACAAAGAGGAACUGGAGAGAACAUUCAGUGCAAAAGUGGAGAAUGCCCAGCUUUCUGCUGCAAGAAAUAGUGACUUUGCCAAUGCUGCUCGAGAGGAGUUAAUGGAAACAAAGCUUAGAGUUGGUAAUCUGACAUCUGAAAUUAAUCACUAUCAAAGCCAGAAUGCUGCUUUGGAAAACAAAGUAAAGGAGCUACAGGAGAUGCUGGAUAAAGAUCGUGAUCUACAUCGAAGGCGUAUGGCUGAAAAAGAGAAAGAAAUGGCACAAACCCAGAAAAAGGUUCAAGAACAGUUGGAAGAAUAUGAGCAUCUCUUAGAUGUGAAACUGGCACUAGAUCUGGAAAUAAAUGCCUACAGAAAGAUGCUGGAAGGAGAGGAACAGAGGUUGAAUAUAUCACCUAGUGCAUCUUCACAUAGCAUUGCAACUCAAGCAACAAGUGAAGGGCGACGGUUUCUGCACGGGAGAAAAAGGAAAAUGAAAGCCAAAAAGAGAGAGCAUAGUGCUGGAUUUAAGACUGUUCAGCAUGCUUCAUCUUCUGGAAAAGUGUCUAUUGAAGAAAUUGAUGCAGAUGGGAAUUUUGUCAGGCUUAAAAACAACUCUGAUGAGGAUCAGCCACUACAUGGAUGGGUGCUGAGAAGACAUCUUGAGAGCGUGUCAGAUGUAGCAUACAAAUUCCCCUCACAGUUCACUCUUCAGGCAGGCCAAGUAGUUACGAUCUGGGGUGCAGCUGCUGGUGUAAGCCCAGGUCCUAGUGACCUGGUCUGGAAGUCUCAGAAAUCUUGGGGAUCUGGGUUUAACAUUGGUGUUACACUCAUCACAGAUGAAGGUGAGGAACUGGCAGAGAGAAAAUUAAUGCAUGUACCCAGAGGAGAAGAAAGUGGUGAGCAAGAUGAUGAGUAUGAAGAACUAAUGGGAAGUGAAGCAGAGCUUCCAUCUCAGCAAAAUGAAGAUCCCAGCUGUUCUAUCAUGUAAUAUGGACAUGGAGACGAUCACCUGAAAGCACUCCUAAACCUCAAGUGACAUUUUGGACUCAAGUCUGUGGUGGUACCUUCUACAAUAUCUGAAAGUAACUUGGAAUUUAAAUCUCCCAUCUACCAUAUUUGUGAGAAACACUGUCCAUGACAUAACGCCUCCUGCCUUCUGAUACUGUACCCUGUGCUGGAUUCACUGAUACAAAGAUCAGUAGAAUACAAGCUCUGUAGGAAGUUCUUUCACUCUGUCCCAAGGAUUUGAUUUCCGUGACCUGCUGAAACAGGAGUGUGCACAGUUAACAAAGCUGUUAGAUGUGUGUCCUAGAAGGAUGAUAAAUAAUUGAGGCUGAGCAUAGGCUGUCUCAGCUUUCUCAAUAUUAUGGUACAGUGUUUCUCCAAAGGUAAUUUCUGUUUCAAGUCACAGUGGGUAACAUGUGCCAGAUCAUGUCACAGCUUGGAUGUUCAGCAAUUCUGAACUUGGAUGAAGUUCAUUAUCCUGAAGAGUGCUGACUAUCUGAAAUGGUUUCUGCUCAUAUCCUGAUGCUGAAAUGUCUAGAUCACUUGCUGAAGAACUUCCUAGAGUAACAAAAUUUUUCAAGUAAAAUCAAGCUGUGAUGUAUUCCUCUUGUUUCUUAAAUAUACUGUUUCUUUAGUACAUAGAAAUUACCAACUGCAGUAUUUGAUAUUUCUAGAUGCAGCAUAGCUUUUAGUUUUGAUUUGCUGGAACCACAACAUGGACAGAUAUAUCCUGCAAAUGUGAAACAUUCCAACAGAAGGUACUGUAACUAACAAUAUUAGCACUUUGGUCCCAAAAAGCCAGCCUUUUAAGUGGCUAGGUAUAAAACACUGAUAAAAAUCAAAAUGACAAAGGUGCAUUAAAAAUACUAGCUCUUAGAGUCCCUAUGUACUGAAGGUCUGACACAAGGGCAGUCUGCAGUCCUGCUUUGUAUGUCUAGCUGGGAAGUGGGUGUGGAGUACUAUCUGUUGGCCAGUAUUUAAUAGCUUUAUAGCUAUCUGAAGGCUGACUCCUAGCCCUUAGAUACCAUGUAGUCAGCCUUCAUAAUCCCUUCUUUCAGCCUCUGUUUACCAAAAUGCUUACCUGAUGGUUUUAUAUGGCAAAGUAAGAACCUCAGUGAGCCUUGCAGGUCCUCUUCUCUUUAAGAGUAGAAGCAGCUGAUGUUGCAGAUCACUCAGUGCUGGUUUUUUUGUCUGCAUCUGUUACCUUACCAAAAUAUUAAGUUCUGAGUUUUGAGAUCUGUUCUAUAUUUGGAUGCAGUUAUUAACAUGAGGAUUUUCUUACACUGGCUUAAUGUUCUUAAAUUAAGCUGUUUAAGUCUUUAAAAAGAUGAAAACUAAUGCUGAUUUAAUACAUUUUUAUCAGUUUUGAACUCCUGUUAUACCUUGUGCCCCACAGGGAAAUAAAUGUUGCUAUAUCUUUCUAUAUUUAUCUUUAUGUUGAACUUUUUAUUGCUGAAGAGAUUUUUCAUGAGCAAAUAUUAAAAUCUAAGAUAUUUAUAGCUAAGUUAAAUAAAAGGUGGUUUAUUGAUGUUUCUCUUUUGAGUGGCUCAAAUGACUGGGAGCAAUACAAAGUCCCUGUAUAUCUUUAAGAAACCUUCACCCCUAUACUAUAUUGUGCUGUUUACAUCCAUCACUUAGUUCCUCAAAUAAAGCUAAAUUGUAAUGAAUUUCAUUUAAGAGUAGUACUCAGUACUUUACCUGACACUUCUAGCAUAAGGUAAAGAUGGUAUGAAGCAACAACCAUUGUAUUGGUAUGAAAUAACUGGAGUGGUAUACAGUAACCCUAAUGCUCAAUAGUAUGCAACUGCAAAGUACCCAACCAAGAGCCACAGACUGCAUACUGCACAGUAUGUCAUAUGUAGCUCUUCUUCAUCAUACAUAGCUAUGCUUCAUGAUUCCUCUGUAUUUACAUUUCUUAUUUUACUCCAAUGAAAAGACUAUUCUACUUCAGGCACCUUCCAAAUAAUGUCAGUAUUAGCUUUAGAAAAUCAAACCAUUUUGUUAACUAUUCUUUCUUCUCCCUGGCUCCUGCUUAUUUACCAAAGCAAAAUGAAGGUGCUGAACUGUGGUUCCCAACAGCUUUACUUCUUGGCUGCUGCUCACUUAAGUCUUUUGUUUUCAGGUGUGUGUACUUAAGCAAUAGUCCUUUUACUGCUCCAACCCCACAGCACACCUAUAACAACUGUUCACUGAGUUGUUCGGUAUUUAGGUGAUAAGUUGUGAAUCUUAACUUUUAAAACUUUAAGUAUUUCCAAACACUUUGUAUUCAGAACAUCACAGCUACUUUUGUUUAACAACUAGGUUGGGCCAAGUUACUUUCUGUAUUGCUGCUCUAAUAACCACUAGCUACUCACCUAAGAAGUUGGAAAACACCUAAUAAAUCUCCUCCUUUCUGGAGUUACUGUACCCUAAUUAGUUAGCCAGCUGUAGCCAAAGCUUUAAAGAAUAGUCCUUUACUUCUCUUGUCACCACUGUAUCAGCUAAGGCCAGAGAUAGGAGAAACUGGAUAGCCAGGGUUUGAAUAGCUGCUUACAAGCUAUUUAUGUUUCUUAUAUGGAAGGGUUACUGCACCUGUGGUACACAUGAAAUUCUUUCCUCUCUAAAGAGCACUGCUUCUACAGGACUACAGAACCAAGUAGAGCUUGAAACACUGAAGCUGGAUUCAAGCCCUUUUGUCCAUAAAGAGUUCACUUUCCUUCUCGUCAUUCCCCUAUCUUGUCCAUAAAGUAAUUGGCAAAAGAUCAUGUUUGUCUCAGGAUGCUGAAUUUUUCAGUCAUUACUACAUCCACAUUUCCUGAGCAAAGCAGGAAAAGGCUAACAGAGAAAUAAUUAACUCUAUAUUCACUUUGACAGUACUUCAGCCUGAGGCUGUCUGUCCUUCAUUUUGAGGCCUUUUUUCAUGUUUAAGUUACAGCAUUUGCCUUUUUACCUCUACCUACUCUUGUCUUCAUCAUUCUCCAUUCUUUAAAUAAUGGAUAGACAAUGGCAAAGUGUUACUAACUUUUCAUCUGUUUGCAACCAUGACCAGUGAUACUCACCCCUUUAUCUCAGUGGAGGUCUAUGCAAACUGUGGAGCUAGGAUCAGUUCGCACUUGGUUCAAAGGACUCUUAUUCUCCUGCUACAAGAAAAUGUUAAUAGAUAUUAUGAAUGUUACACAGUCAGUGACAGGAGAGCAAGAUUAUUACAGUUCCAGUUGCUGAGGUAUCAUAAAACUAAUAGCUUGGGUUUUUUAAAGUGUUUUUUUUUUUUUUCCCCCGGUGAAAGCUGACAUCCAGCAAGAGCGAUCCUCCAGCACAAAAAUAAAUUCCAGAAUUACAGGAAUAGAAGUGGCAACCACUCUUAUCCCACCGACAUAUUUAUUAAGUUUGGUCAGCAAAUUAUAGGAAUCUUCAGUUCUGAGAACUUGUACUUAGUACAACAACAUCGUAAUAUUGACAACAAUCACUUUGCCUUUUGUCAACAUACAAUGUGAAACAUGGAUUAACUUGUUCACAAUAAAUUACAGUGUGAUAGAUGAAAAGAGCCCAAUGAUAUCAGUAACUUAGGAACUCAUUACAGUUAGCUUCACUUACAGUAUUUUUAAAAAUUGUUUUCAAUAGUAAAAUCAUUGCAACCAAAGACUUAAAAAAAAAAAAAAAAGGAAAAAACAAAACCAUG